AUGCUCCGGUCGAAGAAGCGACGAGGUAGUUUCUCGUCAUCGAACGGCCCUAAACGGGACCGUCGCGGAAGUGACACGUCGUCGGCGCCUGCACCGCCUGUACCACCCGGCAACCAUGGCCCCACUCGGCACGAAUAUGCCCCCAAGCCUCAGCGUUGGCCGACAAGUGCGGUCGCUUCCGAUCUCCCGCGUAAUGAACCCAGUGCCGGCGGUAACCGACGACGACCUCAUGGCAAGAAGUCUCCCAGCCGUGGAGGGCCUCCAUCAGGCAACGGCUGGCGCGGAGGACCACCCCCGGGCGGCGCCCCACCUCCGGAACCCCUACCCAGCCUCGCCCCGCCACCUGGAGGACCCGCCGGGGGACCGGUAGAAAAACCACUAGAAGCUCCCGAGUUAAGUCGUUCUGCUUUGUAUAAGAAGUUAUAUGUUGAGGAAGUGGUGGAGUUGGAGCGUGGUUUGGAUUGGUUGUUAUAUCGGGAGGAGCGUGUUCGGGAGGUUCGAUGUGCGUUGAAUGAGUUGGAGUCUGAGGUAGUAGGUGUGCUAGAGACGUGUCGUUAUCUGGAGAGUGCGGUGGAUCGUGCGAAUCGUUUAGCUCGUGAGAUUGAUGGGGAUCUUCGUAGUCGUCUGAACAUGUUGAGUCAGUUACGUUCAUUGUUAUGGGUAUAUGAUUUGGCUAGUACUGAGGUUUUCAUGGCUUUGGCAGAGAACGAUUCGAUCAAAUUUGUGGAAUUGGUCAAGACCAAUGGGAUUCACGAAGUGCUGAAUGUAUUCAGUAAAAUAGAUCUCGUCGUAGCGCAAUUGAGACAAAGGAGCGGUGGUAUGCUUCCUAACGGAGAACUGCAUCCGGAAUUACAUCCGGAACUUCACCCAGAGGCCGCAAAUUACGUCGAACGGUACAUUGAAGGGCGUAGAACGGGACUACGCAUUCUAGUUGAGACCAGCAACCGGACACUGACCACCAUACUUCAAAAACUGGACAAAAAAGUCUCCGAAGCCCAAAUGGAGGCACAAGCUGUCGUUAAUCGAAGCUUUAGGGACUCAGAGAAUGUAAUAAAGGCUGUAACUUUUCUACCCUAUAAAUUCGUCCAUGUCAGAUCCAGGGUUAUGGGAAGCAAAUCAAUACAACCUGUCACCCACAUGAUGAACGAAAGGAUUCUCAGGUCUUCUAAUGCUAGCCAGGAAUAUAAAAGCGCUCUUAAUAAAGUGUUCAAUUCUUAUCUUAUGCUACGAAUUAAAUGGAUUUCCAACCCCCUCAAAAGAGAACUACAAUUCGUCUUUCAAAAAGCAAUACACGUCUCACCUGACCGCGCAAAGUCCAACCAAACUCAUGAGGUCCCUUACCAGGUUAACGUAGACACGCAGGUUAUACUGGCUUGCCAAUAUUGGAUUGACUUUGCCCAAGAUGAAAUCGAUACCUUUGGAUUUUAUUUCGUACAGUCAAGACUUACACCUGCCGAAAAAUUGAUUCAGAUCCUCUCAAGUGAGGUGUACGAUACACUACGGUCGUUUAUAUUGCCUAUUGUCGACAUCUCUACCCUCAAAAAUCUAGUCAACAAAUUACACCAACUUAUAAAGGUUGCUGGCGCCACCAUCUCGUCUCGGACGCCAAUCGACGCCCUGGAAUCUAGGUCCGCACACGCGUGUGCUAUUCCUUCAGACCCAACCCCGCGUUCUUCAGGGCUCCAUCCAAUACUGCAUCCCGUGGCGGGAUUGCAGUUAGAUGUCCAAAACAAGCUGACUUCCCGAAUUUUGGAACUGUUUGUCAGGCGGCAGCGACAAGAGACGUAUCUGGUUCAGAAUUUGGCAGAUAAGUCUGGUUCCUUAGAUGGUUUACCUUUAAAAGUACCCGCGGAACACGCUGAUGGCAACCCUGCUAACAAGUCGACGAUAGUGGUCCGAUCAUUGGACGACAUGCUCGAAUUCAUUACUGAUCCCGUUAUUGGCCAUGAUCUGCAUAUUCCAGUGGUAAAUGGCGCGGUAGUCGCUCUGGAUAAGAUUGAUUCGGUUCUGGAUACUUCGGUUCUGUCGUUGUUGGCAAACGAUAUUAUGGAGUCCGUUGAGGCGCGUUUGAUAGCUGCGGUGCGCUCCGUCUCGUCGAAACGAGGUGUUGUGGAAGGAGCGCUGUUGGGUUGUCGAGAGCUCUUGCAUCUGUACAGGUCUCUUGGGCCUAGCAUCAUGCACGUCCUGAUGGAGAGAACGAACCAUGACGACCCAACCCCAAAGUUUUCCGACUCGAUCAGAACCUGGGUGGGCUUGCUUAGAGACGACUCUUCCAACGCGACCGGGAAACGGUCUAGUCUCCGUGCCGCCAACAUAAACGGCGUCGCCGGGAGCACCGCCAACAAUGUCAGCGAUAAAGGUAGUGGCGACAAGGACGACCAGGACCGCGCCCGGUCAGACGAGAGCGCCAGAGCGGUGCCUACUGGGGAGGUCGUCUCCUCCUCGACGACCCCUCCGAAAACAACUCCCGACCGGAUUCCCAACUCAACUUGCAUGUCACAGUGGCUGCGUCUGGCUCUCACAGAGACUCUCGAUUUGUCUGUGAAACAAGGCUUCGACGAUGUGGAGAAGCUGGAUCACAUCUUCGCGGACUAUCUACAAAAGGUAAGUGCAGUGAUCCUCUCUGCCAACUAUGUGAUCGAGCCGGAAGCAACAGAACAGGGAACAACAGAAGGAGCAACAGCGGAGGAAGUAGUGGCAGAAGGAGCGACUACAGAAGGACUAACAGCGGAUGGAGCAGUGGCAGAAGGACCAACUACCUCUACGGUGAGUGGUGAUAAAAAGGAAUUGAGAAGAAAUAGGAAAGUCGCGCCGCAGGAAAUUGACACGGUCCUUCACCUCUUCAUCCAACCCUUGAGGGAGCUUAUUCUAAGCACAAAUCUGGAGUGA
This is a messenger RNA of Gregarina niphandrodes, 2889 nucleotides long. RefSeq lists its product as hypothetical. Gene Ontology annotation, biological process: intracellular protein transport; Golgi organization; intra-Golgi vesicle-mediated transport. NCBI's taxonomy places the organism in Eukaryota, Apicomplexa, Conoidasida, Eugregarinorida, Gregarinidae. Bases 1 to 2889 code for a protein of 962 amino acids. Gene Ontology annotation, cellular component: cis-Golgi network; membrane; COG complex. The transcript is spliced from 2 exons. The record is from RefSeq and is a predicted model, not a curated record.